ACAAAGCUGCGAACGCAGACACUAGUUUAACAGGUUUUCAAGCAGUACGCAGCACACAACUCCGCAAAAAGGCUCGCCAAACUCCACCUUCAAGGAGGGUUACGUUUAGGCUGGGAACGCAGACACUAGCUCAACUGGUUUUCCAGCAUUCGCAGCACAGCAGAGCACUUCACAACAAAGGUUGGUCGAACUUCAUACAUGCCAAGGGUUAUACCGGCAAUGGUGUCUGCUGUCAUCGUGCUGCUGUGCAUGACAGCAUGGUGCUGUGCCGGAGGCUCAAUAGUCCGAUGGACCGCCCCUGUUGGAGGUAGCUGGUCACAACAAGACAACUGGGAAGGACAAAAGGUUCCUGGACCCGAUGAUGAUGUUGUCAUAGAACUGAUAGAAGGAAAUCCCUCACCUAUAGAGGAAGAACAAAUCAGCUGCACCACACAGUCCCGGCAUAUGGAUGGAGAAGCAUUUACAGCGGUCUGCCCUGCUGGAUGUGCGACUACAGGAAGUAGUGUCUGGGGUACUGCCAUUUACACAGACGACUCCAGUAUCUGCCGUGCUGCUAUCCAUGACGGCAGGAUCCCGGCUACUGGCGGAGUAGUCACGGUCUACAAACUACCCGGACAGUCCUCGUACCAAGCUUCCACCCAGAACGGAAUCACCACCGGAAGGUGGGGCUCUUGGCAUGGUUCUUUUGCCUUCUCACAGGCUUUCACAAUCACCGUAAGAGUUGACAGCGACACAGAAAUUCGGAAUCUCCACACAUUCCCGAACAUAACCCUUGAAGUCGUCAAUUCGCUUACCGUAAGCGGAAACAUGCAAGUGGAUGGGCAACUUACCUUGUUUACCAGCGAUUCAAAUAAGGGAAUAGAAGUGGGAAACAUGGCGCGGGUAAAGGGAAGCUUUCAGUGGAUGGCUGGAAAGUUCAGUAGUCGUGCACAAGGACAGCUCCAUGUAGAAGAGAGGAUGCAGCUAAACCCGGGCUGGGGAAACAGACACCUUGAUGCCCGAUUGUCAGGUACAGAACUGUACAUCCAUGGAGAGGCGUUGGUCGAAGGAAGUUCUUCCUCUGGCAGGCUGUACAUCUUAAAUGGGGCGAAGCUGAUAGUAACGGAAGGAGCUACUCUAAACAUGACUGGCAUCUUAUCUUUGCUGAAGGAAAAUACAGGCAGUGUCGUCAACAAUGGAUCCUUGAAUAUACAUUCCUCUGGCACUGUAUCAGUUGCACCGACCAUCUACAGCAUAGGGGAUGUCCAGGUGAUCAAAGGGGUUUUCUCUUGCACAGGUUCAAGUACAUGGCAAAACGUAAUCUGGGUUUUAUCAGAAGCCACGCUAAAGUUAUCGGGGGGUACUCACACGUUGGAGCAAUCAUCCACUCUGCGUGGUUCUGGCAAUCUGGACGUGGGGGCCCGAGUAACAGUUCUAAGCAAAGACGUACGGGUAAAAAAUAUUCGCGUCAGUGGUGGGACUUUGGACCUAUACACAGCUUCAAGUGAACUCACUGUCGGCAAGAUUGAAGUAGCAAUCAGAGGUGUGUUCAACAUCCAUAGUAGCGGAAACUCAUCCGAUUGGCUGCCGCUGCACGUUCCAGAUGUUAUUCUUCGGUCUAACAACUAUGAUUAUGAGACAGCCACAUUGUACUGUGAAAGAAAUUUACGGACUAAAAGGCUACACAUGGCACCGGGAAGAUACCAAACGGGACUCCUGUUCAAAGUGAUGGGUGACGUGGCGAUAGCUGAAAGUUGGAGUUGGAACGGAGGAACAAUUCAAACCAGUGGCCCAGUGACUGUCAACGGAUCACUCUUGAUUGAAGGUUCCACAGACGGAACUGCGAAAGUACCGGAGAUGUAUCUGAAUGGACCAGUGACGACCAGAGGUUCGCAAACAAUUAACAUCAACCACGGUGGAAAGAUAUUCAACUCUGCAGGCAACGUAGUCUCGAUCCGUGGAAGCCUCAACCUUCGCGGAAGCGGUUAUUUCCAAAACAAUGGUGAAGUCAAGGUUGAGCAAUCAUCGCCUGGUACAGCGUACAUUGCCUUGUCAUCGUUCGAUAAUUUUGGACGAACUACAGUGUCGGGUACCCCUGGAUCUGGACUCAGCAUCAGCAUAAACCAUGGCCUGACAGGGACGUACCACGUCUCUGAGAACAAUGUUCUCACCAUUGUCGGCCCCUCCACUCAUGUAGGCAGGGUUCUGAAAGAUGCCGUACUGACUGGUGGAGGAUGGCUCCAAGUUAAUGGACCAGAGGUUGGAUUCAAGUCCAUCCGAGUCAGCGGCGUAUCAGUCACAGCCGGAACAGUCUACAUCGGAUCCGAACAACGCCAACGCAUCCCCAGUCUGAAGGUAACAAGAGGGCUCGUUGUGCUUGACGAGUCGUCGUCACCCACAGAAAUAGAUGAUCUGGUUAUCACAGGGGGAGAAGUGACGUUCAACAGACCAACAACAGUACACGAUUGUGAAGUCAGAAGCGGGGUAUUGAGUGGUGACAGUGACAUUAAUGUAAACGGAACAUUUGUCUGGACCGGAGGGACAUUAGCAGGCAGGCUUGGCAGCCGGAUGACCGUCAACGGAAACAUGCAAGUGGCACCCUAUGGAACCAUGUAUCUCAACCGUUACCUUGUCCUGAAAGGGAAGUCUGACUGGGUCACAACUAGCCUGAAUCUUGUCCUGACAAGGGUGUUUGAGAUUUCCCCAGGAGCGUCGUUAAGUAUCCAUGGCGGGGGCAUGGUCUUCACCAGUUCAUCAAGUGAUGAGAACGGUGCACUGCAGAACUACGGGGACAUUAUCAUCGAUGCACCCUACCAGGACUUACGUAUCAACACACCGUUCCGAAACUACGCAUCCAUCCAGAUACAACAUGGCAACCUUCUCUUACAGAGGUCCUCGGUAAUGGCUGGUGCGAUGAUAAACUCAACAGACAAGAGUAAGAUCGUGAUAUCGGAUGGGAACCAUGAGAUCGUCACUGAUGGAACCCUUGGCAUACAAUCGACUUUGGAGGUAACUAAUGGAAACAUGAGGAGCAAGAACAUCCCUUGGUCUACAAUAAACCUGAGAAGGGGAAAUGUUCACCUGGACCUUUCUGGAAGUUCAGCAUCGAUGGAUUCCAUCAGUGUGACAGGCGGAUCCCUCCAAAUCACCAGCACCACUCCCAGCAGUGACACACCGACACUGACCGUUCACAACUCGGUAACAGUCACCAACGGGCAACUGAAACUUCUGGGAGUUAACUGCAAUGUCAAACAUCUGACGAUUUCCCACCAGAAUGCAAGGAUCGAGAUUGAAAGACAUAUAGAGAUUGAAGACACGUUCCUCUGGGAUGCCGGGACACUAGCUGGCACUGCGUUUGCAGAUUGUGAAAUUUCACGUACAUCUGUAACUGGAUCCCUGACUGUAACUGGAAAUGGUGUGCGAUAUCUCAAGACACAAUCAAUGUCCAUUCGAGGCAAUGGCCAAUGGUUUGGGCAGGGUCAGUUGAGAUUGGACAGCGCUGCCGAACUUGUAAUAGCAGAAGGUGCAAGUUUUGAGCACCAAGGGGGAGGAACAUAUACUUCACAGGACAACCUUGCUCGAGUAGUGAACAAGGGGACCUAUAAAUUGUUCCCCCACAGUGACGUCAACAUGGAUGUCAAAUUUCAGAACACUGGUCAGCUAUAUCUACCAGACACGGCAACCCUGUCAUUUAGAGCUGAUGCUCAAUUAAGAGGACAGCUUCAAGCUGAUAAAGGAUCUGAACUUCAUCUCUUGGAAGGAUCACAUCUUAUCAUCGAUGAAGCUUCAACCUUCCGUGCUGUUACUACUGCUAAGUUGGUGUUGUGA
Molecule: messenger RNA, 3807 nt
Organism: Branchiostoma belcheri (Belcher's lancelet)
Lineage: Eukaryota; Metazoa; Chordata; Leptocardii; Amphioxiformes; Branchiostomatidae
Exons: 15
Coding region: 199-3807 (1202 amino acids)
Source: RefSeq, a predicted model, not a curated record